CCACUACCCGUGGUAGAAUUGAGAGAACCUCAUGAAAAUGAGAGUGAAGAUGACGAUAGUGAUGUGACUCUACAGGAGAUGAGUUUAGACAGUGCCUUGGAACUUGAUUCUGGUCAAGAUGAAAAGAGACAAGCAGCUGGAGACCUGCAAAAAGUCUUGGCCCCAGCUUACCUCAAUCCUCCCUCGACUGAGAGUGACAACGAGUUUAAUGACGAAGACACGUGGGCUGCAAUAAAGAAACAGGCAGGUACAGACUUUGAGAAUGCGGAGAAGGGAGGAGAAGCCGACUCCGAUGACGACGACGAUGAUGAGGAUGACAGUGAUGUGACAAUCAGUGACAUAUUCCCUCUUGUAACCUCCACUCCGCCUGUUGCCCUAAAGAGGGGUCAGCCUCCAAAGAGCCAAGCAGCAGAUGCAAUUGAGGAUGAACGGAUGCUGGCUGCGUCGACCCCACCAACAUCAACGCUUGUUACCAAGCUGUUUCCCCAGCUGAAGCCGAAGCAGAAAGCUGCUCCGGCUGUCGCCAAACAAGCCACAAGUGAUGUUCCUAAUGCCCAGGGGCAGGAGGAAGAGCCUGUAGACACGGUUCAGAGUACUGCGGUCAGGGAGAAGCUCAAAGAAUUGGAAGCAGAGAUUGAAAAGUUCAGGACUGAGAAUGCAGCUCUGGCCAAAAUUAGAAAAGAGCGGGAAGAGGGCUUGAAAAAGCUGCAAGCGGAAAUAGCUGCGUUUGAGAAACAGAAAACGGAUGAACUCGAACGACUAGAGCAGUUUAGGGAGGAAGAGAUGCGAAAGCUACGCCGCGAAAGACGAGUGUUUGAAAAGUAUCAGAAAGCUGCCCGUUCAAUGCCAGACAAGAAAGAACGCGAAGAGAUCGAGAGUUUACGAGAACAGAUGGCAGAUUUGCAAGAAGAACUUAAGCGACGCGAAUCUCGUUGGUCAGCGGCUUCUACACGUUCCCGCCAAAAGAUCGAGGUCUUGGAAGAACAGAACAAAGAACUUCAAGAAGAGGUGAAGCUUUUAGAACACUAUCGAUUGCAACAGUGGAGAGAAGAGGAACAAGCGAAGGCGAAAGAAGAAGAGGAGUCAAGACCGAAAAAACCUUUGCUGCGCAAAACUGCUAAGGCGACGGAAGAAGAGCCAGGGCCCAAGCUCCCCGUGCGUCACCGAUCUCCUCCUAUGAGAGCAGCUCUUGCUGAAGUACUGCCCAGAUCUACUCCUGAAAAUGCUACCAUUGAUCCUGAGACCAGGCUACCAAGUGCUGCUAUACAACUUGAUAAAAACAACAAUCAGUCAUCGAGUUCUCGCCAAGACGAAAAUACACCAUCAGAUGUACUUUAUAAUGAAAAGGAAGAAAUCAGCUCUGGU
This is a messenger RNA of Pocillopora verrucosa, 1365 nucleotides long. The record is from RefSeq and is a predicted model, not a curated record. Lineage: Eukaryota; Metazoa; Cnidaria; Anthozoa; Scleractinia; Pocilloporidae.